Messenger RNA from Leptidea sinapis, 1526 nucleotides. RefSeq names its product 4-hydroxyphenylpyruvate dioxygenase-like. Gene Ontology annotation, biological process: aromatic amino acid metabolic process. Gene Ontology annotation, molecular function: 4-hydroxyphenylpyruvate dioxygenase activity. The record is from RefSeq and is a predicted model, not a curated record. The transcript is spliced from 10 exons. Bases 53 to 1180 code for a protein of 375 amino acids. NCBI's taxonomy places the organism in Eukaryota, Metazoa, Arthropoda, Insecta, Lepidoptera, Pieridae.
UAACAGUUCGAUUCGCGGCAGUGUUAACAUAACAGAUGAGAAUAGCAGUAUCAUGAAGCCAGAAGACGUUAAAGUCCUAAACUUCGAUCAUCUCACAUUUUGGGUUGGAAAUGCUAAGACGGCUUCAAGUUAUUUCGUGACAAGAUUUGGUUUCACGCCUUUAGCUGUUAAGGAAGCAUCAGAAGAUAAUCCUAGACUCUCUUACGCUGUUCGUUUAAACAAAAUCACAAUAGCUUUUGAAUCACCGACUAAAUCUCACGGAGAAAUUGCGAAAGAUUUAGAGGCUCAUGGAGAUUUUGUUAAAGACGUUGCCUUUGAGGUGAACGAUUUACACGAGCUGGUGAAGAGAUCGAAGAAAGAAGGUGCAGUCAUCGUGAAGGAUGUAACAGUUGAGAAGGAUGACCAUGGAACAAUAAAAUAUGCUGUUUUGAGAACGUACGGUGAUAAUACGCAUACAUUGAUAGACAGAUCAGAUUACAAUGGAGUAUUUCUUCCUGGAUAUACCGCGAUGGAAGACGAUCCCAUGAACAAGUUACUUCCGGAUACAAAUUUGACAUUCAUAGACCACGUGGAGGGUAAUAUUGGGGACGGCACCCUCUCAGACUCCGUGUCUUGGUACGAAAGGAACCUUAAUAUGCACAAAUUCUGGUGCGUCGACUACAGCCACGACUUGGUUCCGUACUCUUGUAUCAACUCUGCAUCAGUUAUAAACCAAAACGAAACCGUAUUGCUAUCGAUGAAUGAAGCAGCCAAGGGUUUGAGACCAAGCAGUAAAGUGACAGAGUUUGUGAAAUCUUUGGGCACUUCGGGAGUAGAGCACGUGGCUUUAUAUACCGACGACAUUGUCAAUACUAUUAGAAGUCUAAAGGCCCGCGGCGCUGAAAUACUGACUUGGCCUCCAAAGUACUACGAGAUGAUCAAAGACAAACUGAAGUCAAGCUCCCUAAACGUCAAAGAGACCAUAGAGGAACUAGAGCAAGAGAACAUAUUGAUAGACUUCGAUGAAAAGGGCUACAUGCUACAGGCCUUCACUAAACAUUUACAGGCCCGACCUACAGUGUUCAUCGAAAUCAUACAACGAAGAAAUCAUAAGGGAUUUGGCGCAAUGAACUAUAAAUGGGUGUUCGAGGCGAUUGAACAGCUUGGAGACACAGAUGUUGAGAAGAGUACUAAAGAAUAACAUAAUAUUACGUUGCAAUUUUGUACGCUUUGUGUAGGAAUUCGUUCCUAAUAUAUAAUUAAUCAAUCUUUGUGUUUUCUGGAAGUCGUGUGUAAACAGAAGAGCAUGUUAUAUCAUGUCUUUCUUUCUGCUUGUCUUUCUGUAUCAUACAAAUAUACUUAUCAACAUCAUACUUAGGUACCUAAAAUUAGUUUAAGUAGUUUACUUUCUAACGCUUUUUCGCACUUGUUUUUGUAAACAUUUUCUGAGUAGUAACCAAACGCUUUUAUAAGUUAACGUAAAUAAAAAAAAAAUGUGAAAACCAAAAUAAUGUAAAUAAGAAGGUAAUAGAAAUGUAAUGCGCUAA